This is a messenger RNA of Piliocolobus tephrosceles (Ugandan red Colobus), 936 nucleotides long. Its product is annotated as olfactory receptor 13D1-like. The transcript has a single exon. Lineage: Eukaryota; Metazoa; Chordata; Mammalia; Primates; Cercopithecidae. Gene Ontology annotation, molecular function: olfactory receptor activity; G protein-coupled receptor activity. The coding region runs from base 1 to 936 and encodes 311 amino acids. Gene Ontology annotation, cellular component: membrane. The record is from RefSeq and is a predicted model, not a curated record. Gene Ontology annotation, biological process: G protein-coupled receptor signaling pathway.
AUGGAAAGGACCAACUGGACAGAGAGUGAGUUCAUUCUGCAGGGACUUUCAGAGUACCCGAAAGCUGAAAAAUUCCUUUUCGUGAUGUGCUUGGUGAUGUACCUGGUGAUUCUCCUGGGGAAUGGCACCUUGAUCAUUCUGACACUCCUGGAUGCUCGUCUCCACACACCCAUGUACUUCUUCCUUGGGAAUCUUUCCUUCCUAGACAUUUGGUACACAUCCUCCUUCAUCCCUUCAAUGCUGAUACACUUCCUAUCAGAGAAGAAAACCAUCUCCUUCACUAAAUGUGUGGUUCAAAUGUCUGUCUCUUACACUAUGGGAUCCACCGAGUGUGUGCUUCUAGUAGUAAUGGCAUAUGACCAUUAUGUGGCCAUCUGCAACCCUCUGAGAUACCCCAUCAUCAUGGGCAAGGCACUUUGUAUUCAGAUGGCGGCUCUCUCUUGGGGACUAGGCUUUCUCAACUCAUUGACAGAAACUGUUCUUGCAAUACGGUUGCCCUUCUGUGGAAAAAAUGUCAUUAAUCAUUUUGUUUGUGAAAUAUUGGCCUUUGUCAAGCUGGCUUGCACAGAUAUUUCCUUGAAUGAGAUUAUUAUAAUGAUGGGCAAUAUAAUAUUUUUGUUUUCUCCAUUACUGCUGAUUUGUAUCUCCUACAUCUUUAUCCUUUCUACUGUACUAAGAAUCAAUUCGGCUGAAGGAAGGAAAAGGGCCUUUUCCACCUGUUCAGCCCACAUGACGGUGGUGAUUGUGUUUUAUGGGACAAUCCUCUUCAUGUACAUGAAGGCGAAGUCCAAAGAUUCUGCUUUUGACAAGCUGAUUGCCCUGUUCUAUGGCUUAGUCACCCCCAUGCUCAAUCCUGUCAUCUAUAGCCUGAGGAAUACAGAGGUGCAUGGAGCCAUGAGGAAAUUAAUGAGUAGACACUGGUUCUGGAGGAAAUGA